Molecule: messenger RNA, 1825 nt
Organism: Nomia melanderi (Alkali bee)
Lineage: Eukaryota; Metazoa; Arthropoda; Insecta; Hymenoptera; Halictidae
Product: transforming growth factor beta regulator 1
Biological process (GO): regulation of cell cycle
Cellular component (GO): nucleus
Source: RefSeq, a predicted model, not a curated record
CAGCGACAUCUAAAAACUUUAUCUGUCACUAUUGUUUAUAUAUUCGUGAUUUUGUUUCUAACCAAACUUAAUCGUAACAGUUCUAUAAUGCUUAUAAAAUGACUCAAGCUUAUGAUAAUUAUUAUAACGAGUUUCAAAAAAACGUAGAAUUGCAGCAGAAUUUGAAGUACAAACAAAAAUAUCGACGAUUAAAAAGGAUUAUAAAAAAUACAGUUUUUGAAAAUGCUGCACUGUGCGAUCAAGUAGCGCAAAUGCAAGAGAAUCUCACGCUUGUCAAAGAAGAAAGACUUUUUCUAUUACGUAAAUUAUGUCAACAACAAGGGGACAUUGAUCCCUCUACUAUGAUAGCUAGAUCUCAAUCAACUAAUAUUAAUUCCACUUCGUUUAAUCCUGAAUCUUCUACACCUAAGAAAACCACAAAAAAAAGAGUUUCAACUGAUGGGUCAGAAACAAAGAAUAAAACUAAGCGGUACAAUAAAACUAUGCGUAAGGUGGUUCAAUUGAUACCACUGGAUAUGCAUGGAAGACCCAUAUUUCCUAUCUCCUUAGGUGAUCUGACCGUUUAUUCUCUUGGGGAAGUAGUAUCCGAUAGAAUUUCUUAUCAUACAGAAGAUCUCAUUUAUCCAGUAGGUUAUUGCAGUACAAGAGUAUAUGCUAAUUUAAGAGAUGUAAAAACAAAAAGUUUGUACACAUGUAAAAUAUUAGAUGGUGGAACAAGACCAAGGUUUGAGAUAGUGUCUGAUAAUGACUUGGAUCAACCAUUAGUAGGAUCCUCUCCCGAUGAAUGCCAUGCAAAAUUAUUAUUAGCAAUUUCUCAGACGCUUCGAUCAAUACCACCAAAGGGUGCUGACUUUUUUGGUAUUUCACAUCCUACUAUUCAAAAUCUUAUACAAAGUACACCAGGCACACGUAAACUGGCUAUCUAUAAACAACAACGAUUUGAAGUAAGCAAGAGUCAAAUAAUGGACAGAGGCUCAAGUCCAAUAAUGGAUGAUGAAACAGAUCCAGGACUAGGAUUUGCAGCUUUACACAGGCAUUAUCCUUUAGCAAAUUCUUAUAGAAUUAAAGAAGAGCCUUCAGAUCAUGAUCUCCUAACUCUUCAGGAACUACUUGCAUAAUUUUUGGAUUAUAAUUAUAAUACUGACGGUAAAAGGUGUUAAACAUCAAUAUGUAUAUAUUGAACGAUUUUACAAUACAUACUUAAUAGAAUGCAGUGUAUAAAACGAUUUUAUUUUCCAUCAAUGUAAUUUUGCAUUGUUCCAUUAAACCAAUGUACAAAUAUAAUUAUACUAAUUAGUAUUAAUAUAGUUACUUGGAGAGUGUAAUUUUACACUUUAUAAUUGAUAUAACAUUUAAUUAUAGUAGUAUACAGAACGACAUACUUUAAACAAAAUUUGCUUUAAAAUUAGUGUAUAAUCAGAGUUGCUAUACUUAAUAUUUUAUUUAGUACCAUUUCAGUACUCUAUGAAUAAUGUAAUUAAAUAAACUAACUUGUCUGAUCAUAUAGCUGUUAUAGUAAAUAUUGUCAUCACAAGUUACAAUAUUAGAGUCUCAGAAAUGACUAGUCACGGUAAAGUAAAAUUCGGCACACCAAAAUUAUAAAAUUCCUUUCAUAACCGAAGUGCAAUGUUCAAGCUUAAUAAAUACAUAAAAAAUAUAUGUAUUAAAUCAAUAUAUCUGUGAUUUUGUAUAUAUAUUCAUAUGUUAAUUUUUUUUUCACUCUUGUUUAUAUCUUUUUAAUAGCUGAUAAACUAUAAGUAUUAUAUAGUACAAAGCAAAAAUAUUUGGCUAUAAGUUUGUAAAGAUUAAAUGAAACGGAAAAUCC